GCUUAUAAGCGACGACCGCCGUCGCGCCGGGUGCCAGUAAUCACUUUGGAUUAUUCUGCAGCAGAUUGCCCGAAGCUGAAAAGAAGAGACGUGCACGCACGAGUCGCAGAUCGCAAACAAAUAGCGAUUCUCCCUUGGUUGAUGAAUCUUUCCGAGGCCACCAUCGUUGACGGCUGCCCGAGGCUCGAGGUUUCCCGGAGGAUCGAAUUUCGAAGGGCAGGUCGGGACAGGAAGAGAGGAAACACGCCGACGGCGAGCCUGGCAGCGCGAAGACGAUUCACGAGAAAGCAGAUAACGGAAUUGCUAUUCGAGAGUUGCAUUGACUGUGGAAAAAUGUCUACCAUUCCGCAGGGCGCUUUCGCAGUGUGGAAAGUUCGCUCUAACAACGAACACAUCGUCUCUAUGUCUGCGAUGGAGAAAAAGGAGAAUACUGAAGAGAAGAAGGAAAAUAUAUUCAAUUCGAGGCCUCCGCUGGAAGGUUGGGAAUUGACGCCACUUAAGUACAACAGUAAAUUGAUGAACAGCAUUUGGGGCCUGUACAAUCGCUAUUCGGUGCACAACUUUAAGAAGAACACCGACGCCGAGAAGGGGGCCCGCGGUGGGGUGGCCGCGGCGAUCUGGGGUGCCAUUUUGGAGAACCAGCCCCCGGCCGCCAACGCCGCCGCCGCCACCGCCACCGCGGAAGCCCCCCAGAUUAUGAGGGCCGGAAAUCGCCUCUAGACGCGGCCACGUGACUUCGAAAAUCUACUCAGAGAUGGUAAAGUUGGGGAUGAGCGCGAAUUAUACGUAUAAUUAUUAUAAUUUGUAUAAAAUGGGAUAAUAUACUAGUACGCGUGUACAGCGAAAAUUACGUGUGUACGAAAGACCAGUUUACAUGUAUACAGAUUUUAUAAUUAUAUUUAGUUAUGUAUUAUAUAUAUAUUGUGAUGAAAUUAAUAAAUAAACUU
Messenger RNA from Vollenhovia emeryi, 947 nucleotides. RefSeq lists its product as uncharacterized. The record is from RefSeq and is a predicted model, not a curated record. The coding region runs from base 142 to 720 and encodes 192 amino acids. The transcript has 3 exons. NCBI's taxonomy places the organism in Eukaryota, Metazoa, Arthropoda, Insecta, Hymenoptera, Formicidae.